AGCAGCGGCCCGGGGAGGUUAUUAGCGCCUCGUCACGCGAGCACCGGAAGGGGACCAGCCACCCGGACAGUCGGCGGGAGCUGUGGGUGUCUCCGAAUCGCUUUUGGAAUCGGCCGUUUUUUAAACAGAAUCUAGUGAGGCCUCUAGCGGCCUUCUCGGUUGAGGGCGGAAGGGACGACUGCGUGGUGCCGGCGGCGCCAGAAGAGAACUGCUGGACUCACGUGGAAGUUGCGCCCAGGAUGCUGCGCCGCGAGGCCCGCCUUCGCCGCGAGUACCUGUAUCGCAAGGCCUGUGAGGAGGCUCGGCGAACAGCCCAGGAGAGGAAGGACAAGGUUCGGCGUGCGCUCGAGGAGAACCGCCUGAUUCCCACCGAGUUACGCAGGGAGGCUCUGGCCUUACAGGGUUCCCUGGAGUUUGACGAUGCCGGCGGUGAAGGUGUGACCAGCCACAUGGAUGAUGAGUAUCGAUGGGCAGGGGUUGAGGAUCCCAAGGUCAUGAUCACUACUUCCCGAGAUCCUAGUUCCCGCCUCAAGAUGUUUGCAAAGGAGCUAAAGUUGGUGUUCCCAGGCGCCCAGCGCAUGAACCGUGGCCGGCAUGAGGUAGGGGCGCUGGUGCGAGCCUGCAAAGCCAACGGGGUCACUGACCUGCUGGUUGUCCACGAGCAUCGAGGCACGCCUGUGGGGCUUAUUGUCAGCCACCUGCCCUUUGGCCCAACCGCGUACUUCACGCUGUGCAACGUGGUCAUGCGGCAUGACAUCCCCGACCUGGGCACCGCGUCGGAGGCCAAGCCUCACCUGAUUAUGCAUGGCUUCUCCUCCCGCCUGGGUAAGCGGGUGAGUCUGAGGCCGGGGGUGAGGACUGGGGGCCUGGAGUGCCAGGCUGGGCAUUUGCCACUUUUCUUCCUUCUGCCCCAGGUCUCUGACAUACUCCGCUACCUGUUCCCUGUGCCCAAAGAUGACAGCCGCCGGGUCAUCACCUUCGCCAACCAGGACGACUACAUCUCCUUCCGGCACCAUGUGUACAAGAAGACCGACCACCGCAAUGUGGAGCUGACCGAGGUUGGGCCUCGCUUUGAGCUGAAGUUGUACAUGAUCCGUCUGGGCACGCUGGAGCAGGAGGCCACAGCAGACGUGGAGUGGCGCUGGCACCCCUACACCAACACCGCACACAAGAGGGUCUUCCUGAGUGCUGAGUGAGCCCACUCACUAGUCAGGAUGUGGACCUGGACCCGGGAGCUGGGGAGAGGAAACAUCCUGACCAGGUCCACCUGUAAAUGACUGCAGGGAGGAAGAAAUUAACACAUCCU
Molecule: messenger RNA, 1306 nt
Organism: Delphinapterus leucas (beluga whale)
Lineage: Eukaryota; Metazoa; Chordata; Mammalia; Artiodactyla; Monodontidae
Source: RefSeq, a predicted model, not a curated record